Molecule: messenger RNA, 3411 nt
Organism: Anoplopoma fimbria (sablefish)
Lineage: Eukaryota; Metazoa; Chordata; Actinopteri; Perciformes; Anoplopomatidae
Gene: tec
Product: tec protein tyrosine kinase
Exons: 18
Coding region: 16-2175 (719 amino acids)
Biological process (GO): T cell receptor signaling pathway; adaptive immune response; B cell receptor signaling pathway
Molecular function (GO): non-membrane spanning protein tyrosine kinase activity; ATP binding; protein binding
Source: RefSeq, a predicted model, not a curated record
AUCCAGUCCACACCGAUGGCCUUCAGGAGCAACUUGGGGUUAAGUGUCUUGCCCAAGGACACAUCGACUGCCGAAGCCGGGUAUCGAACCACCGACCCUCUGAUUGGAGAACUACCUUGCUCUCCACUACGCCACAGCCGCUUCAUCUCAGAGCUCAGCUCCGGCCCGCCUCCUUCUGACAACAUCCACCAAUGGGCUGAGGGCGUGGGCGGGGCCAGGAUGAGUGCACAGCUGCUAUUGGAGGAGAUGCUCAUCAAGCGCUCGCAGCAGAAGAAGAGGACGUCGCCGCUGAACUACAAGGAGAGGCUGUUUGUCCUCACCCAGAGCCAGCUGACCUACUACGACGGAAGGAGAGAGAAGAAGUUCAGGAGAGGCUCGAUCGAGCUGAGCCGCAUCAGAUGUGCCGAGAUCGUCAAGAACGGAGGAGGAAUCAUCCCCUGCCAGAAUAAAUACCCGUUUCAGGUAGUGUACGACACCAACACCCUCUACGUGUUCGCUCCGAGCCACGACAGCCGAAGCCUCUGGGUCCAGAGCCUCAAAGAGGAGAUCAAAGACAACGCUGUGGUGUCGGCCAAGUUUCACCCUCAGUUCUGGCAGGAAGGGGCGUGGCUCUGCUGCCGCCAGGAGGAGAAACAGGCUCCGGGCUGCGAGGAGUACAACCUGUUUGGAGACAUUUCCAGAAAACCUUUACCACCGAUUCCUGGUGAGAGGCGAAAAAACCAGAAGCGGCGGCCCCCUCCUCCUGUCCCUUCGGAGGGUAACCAUGACGAGGAUGGUGACUAUGACGACAAUGAAUGCGAGGAAGAGGAGGAGGAGGAGGAGGUGGUGGUGGCGCUGUACGACUUCCCCGGCGCCGAGCCGCACGACCUGAGUUUGGUCAAAGGAGGCGAGUACGUCAUCCUGGACAAGUGUGACGUCAACUGGUACAAGGCCAGAAACAAGUUCGGCGAGGAAGGCUACAUCCCAAGUAACUAUGUAACGGAGAAGAGGUCUGGAAACCUGGUGCAGUUUGUUUGGUUCAGUAAACAAGUCAACAGGAACAAGGCAGAGGAGCUGCUGAGGAAAGAGGACAAAGAAGGAGCAUUCAUCGUCAGAGACUCCAGCACUCCGGGAACCUACACCGUGUCCCUCUACGCCAAGUCUGCUGCAGGGGAGGGAGGUGCAGCUAUAAAACAUUACCACAUCAAGGAGACUCAAGGCUCACCUCAGCAGUUUUACCUGGCUGAAAAACACCUGUUCAGCUCCAUCCCCGACCUCAUCGAGUACCACAAACACAACGCAGCAGGUCUUGUUGUCAGGUUGAGGUAUCCAGUAGGGAAACAGGACAAGUCAGCUCCGUCCACCGCCGGCUUCAGCUACGAGAAGUGGGAGAUCAACCCCACUGAGCUGACCUUCAUGAAGGAGCUGGGCAGCGGUCAGUUCGGUGUGGUGAGGCUCGGCAAGUGGAGGGCUCAGCACAGAGUCGCCAUCAAGGCCAUCCGAGAGGGAGCCAUGUACGAGGAGGACUUCAUCGAGGAGGCUAAAGUCAUGAUGAGACUGUCCCACCCUAAACUGGUGCAGCUGUACGGAGUUUGCAGCCAGCAGAAGCCCAUCUACAUCGUCACAGAGUUCAUGGAGCACGGCUGCCUGCUGAACUUCCUCAGGCAGCGGCGGGGCAGCUUCAGUCUGGGGUCCUUGCUGAGUAUCUGCCUGGACGUCAGCGAGGGCAUGGAGCACCUGGAGGCCAACGGCUUCAUCCACAGAGAUCUGGCUUCCAGAAACUGUCUGGUGAACGACUCUCUGGUGGUGAAGGUGUCUGACUUUGGAAUGACCAGAUACGUGUUGGACGACCAGUACACCAGCUCAUCGGGUGCCAAGUUUCCAGUGAAGUGGUCUCCUCCUGAAGUCUUUAACUUCUGCAAAUACAGCAGCAAGUCAGACAUCUGGUCCUUCGGUGUGUUGAUGUGGGAGGUUUUCACCGAGGGUCGCAUGCCGUUCGAACAGAAUCAGAACCACGAGGUGGUUGCCAUGGUGACCAAGGGUCAUCGCCUGUACAGGCCCAAAAUGGCCACGCCCGCCAUCUAUGACAUCAUGCAGCUCAGUUGGCACGAGAGACCCGAGGAUCGUCCCUCGUUCUCUCAGCUCUGCCUGAUGAUCUCUGACGCUCUGGAGGGUGACACCCCUCCCCCAAACUGAUCAACUGACCAAUCAGCUGCUCCCACCAUCCCCCACACCAUCUGUUGGCGGCCAUGUAGGCCCCUAACAGCAGGUCCUGCCGUUCUUCCGGGUGCUAUGGCAGUAAUGUGUCGGAUCUACAACAUGGAGGAUAAAGUGUAAUGGUACCUGUCAGCGUUUGGAACUGACCAAUCAGAUGGAGCGGAUGGGCCAAUCACACCAGCUCUAGUCCAAUCAUCCACCAAUCGCAUUUGUUUAUCAAAUCAAGAUGCCAGUGCUCCUAAAAGCUUGAAACUGAAGCUUCGCUCAACAACACAAACUGAUGCUCAUGUUGGACAGCGAUGUAGGGAAAUCAGAUCAGUUAUUUUCAAUGAAAUGAUUUGUCUGCCUGUCUGUUGGAUCUGCCUCUGAUUCCUCCCAACCGGACGUCAAGUCCUCCGGACAGAAAUCUGUGAACUUCUAAGAGAAAGGUCUCAGUUUAUUUAAGGACUCGGCUGUGUGAAUUGUUUCCUGUGACAUUUAGGAAAUGGCUUCUUUUUGUUGUUGUUUGAUUCUACUGUAUGACUGUAUGUAUUUAGCUGAACUGAAAAUCGGACUAAAUGUUAUUCCCAUCAUAUCUUGCACAUUAAUAUUAAAAAUACUGAACUGUCUUAGAUUAGCGUGUGUGCUUUUCGCUCAUUAUGUAAAGUGUCUGAGUAUCUUAAGUCAGUUUGAACUGAAGAUCUGGAUACAUAAAGGUUGAAUAAGAUCAUAAAUCAUAAAACUCACCGUUCAGAUCAUAUCACAGAUCAACGAUCAGAUCAGACCAAAAUAAUAAAGGCAUCCAACAUAUCUUUAAGAGAUCCGUGAUCACGCUUCUUUGCCACCGAUACCAAUUGCCGAUCGUUGAUGCUCCAUAUUGACAGAUAGAUUUUUGUUUUUGUGAUAGCAGCUGGUGUGCAAGGCUUCAGACUAUUCUUUCAGCCACCAUCCCAAAAAUAAUUUCAACCACUCUGAAAUCAGCUGUCCGAAUGUAAACCUUUAAAAACUCUUAAUGUUGUCCUUUUACUUUGUUAUAUCUGGUGAACAUAGUGAGUAUUUGCAUAAAAACACCUAAAUUCGAAUGAUUAGGAAAUAAAAGAUUGUACAUUGACGUGAUAAACAAUAAACGAUGAGGAUGAGGCACUCUGUCUUUACGUUAACCUGAUUAUGAACGACUGCAUGUGUUGGGAGUUCAUCAUGUGGGGAAACAGAGAGAGAGUGCUACAUGUAAAAAGA